Molecule: messenger RNA, 2849 nt
Organism: Sycon ciliatum
Lineage: Eukaryota; Metazoa; Porifera; Calcarea; Leucosolenida; Sycettidae
Exons: 5
Coding region: 520-2382 (620 amino acids)
Biological process (GO): regulation of signal transduction; cell migration; regulation of protein localization to membrane
Cellular component (GO): plasma membrane; extracellular region; cell surface
Source: RefSeq, a predicted model, not a curated record
UGGACUGUGAAAGCAUUGUCUGCCUCGCCCGCUCCAACCAAUGGCCCAUAACUAAGUUGUGAAACUCAGGUGUGAUCCGCACUGGCUAAGCCCUCGUGUUGUUUGUGUCCUAAACACUACACUCACGAACUAGCGACCACCAACGGAAUACUAUGUAUGGCAGGAGUGCACGGGAGGCCCCGAGACCACGGUGCUGUCAAUCGCGCGAUUUGCUCACCAUCAUGGCGUUUCCGCAGCAGCUCAACUUGGAGCUGAUUGACACUGCCCCAGUAUUCACAGCACAUCUGUGCCCCGCUCUGUCCUAGAGCUAACGACCCUAUUGUCAGCAGUGACCCUGGCCUUCUUGUCUUCAUGGCACAGGCAAACUGGUUAUCAUCUGAUGUGCUGAGUAAGAAGUGUCAGUCGAUUGUCUGAACUAGGACGGAAGCAACGCAUCAGAAGGUGGUAAUAUCCCUAUAGUCUAUACCAGCCGGACAUUUCUUCACUUUUAUUCACAUCCGUGUAUGGGACAUGGUCUAAAUGUCUCCCUUUCGUCAAUCAGCUCCGAGUCUGAAGAUGUAUUUUAGCCUAGUAGCAGUGCUGGUGGUGCUAGUAGCUACUGAUCAGCUUGUAGUGUGUGAUGCCACUGUCGCGGAUACCGCAGAUACAGCUCAAUGUGCAAGUGCGAGAAGACACCUUGAUCUGGUGGAGGUCGACAUUGCUCAGGGACAAGACCAACAACAGCGUGACCAGUACCGUGUGAAGAUUCCUAGCAGAAUAUGCCUGGAUGGAGGAGGUGAAGUCGCCAGCAAGUGCUGUUCAGGCACAGACGCAGCAAGGUUGUUCACCAGAGCAAAGCAGUUUGUUCGCGAGUCACUGAAACAACAGGUUUCUGGACUUGUGCGCAGCACAAAGAUCUUAUCCAGAAGCUUGGACGAUGCUGUUUGCCACAAGCUGCACAAUAGCCACCAGCACGCAUUUCACCUGCUCACCAAAGUAUUUGGCCGUGGCUUCAGACGCAAUGCUGACGUGUUCAAUGAGUUCUAUUGCUGGCUGAAGCAGACCUAUGAUGACUGUACUGGGUGUGAACAGGCAGUGGAGCGUGAGGUCCUGCAGUACUUCAAAGUCUUCCAGCUGCUUAUUGUCAAGGAGCACCAGAACAUAUUGUCACUCAACCGGGAAUUCACGGACUGUACUAGGAAACACGCUGAUUUCACCUGGUUUCAAGAACUCAAUGUCACAUUCCAUCAUAUGCUGAGCAGUGUGAAAAGGGCUGUCUGCAAUACUUGUAUAGUAAAGAACGGUCUGAAGUCAGCUAGGCACCUAAUCCAUGAGAUCCAACAGAUGGAGCCACCUCGGCAGUGUGUGGAGCAGGUGGCCUGCAUGCAGAGCUGUGUGUGCUGCAGUGGCGGCGGCGGAAACGCAUCGGAGUGCACGACAAUGCUGCCAUGUCGUUCAUGUUGUCACAAGGUAAUGUCAGCAUGUACUGAGCAUCUGACGGACGUACAGACAACGAUGGGCGAUCUCUCCAGCAAGUUGAAAAAGUGGAUAUCUUUCAUGCAAGGCAGUAACUCACCAGAUCAUCACUUUGAACGCAUUGGCAGUCUUCUGGCAGACUUCACCCACUACAGCAGCAUUGGCGAGCAAGGUCUACAAGACCAGAUUGAAGAGCAUUGUGGAUCCUUCUUGCAAGCUGCGAAGAGCACUGGUGCAUCCCGGAACCGUCCGUUCACCUGCUUGACUUGCCGCUCGGUGCGCCCGGCUGAGCCAAUUCACAGAUCCCUGAGAAAGAUUGUGAUCGAUUUCCCCCGUGCUAUUACAGCCACGGAGCACAUGCAGCAUAGAUCCUGUAUUCACCACUCCGCCAAGCGCAGUGAGCCAUGCCGUGAGUGCCCAACAUGCCACAAAGAAGUGAGGAAGUUUGAUGGGAACAACCUCGGCACUGUUGGUGUAGACAUGCGCCGAGUACUGGUUCAGCAGUUGCGACCAAUGAUUGUGUUCCAGAACAGCAAUCCGGAACUCUACGCGGUUCGCAAUAAUCAGCGGCUGGCCAGGAUGCCCGCUACAGAUGCUGGUGUGGCCGGCAUAGAUGCGGCACCGCAAUCUCGUGACACCUUAGCCUACGGUUGUGACGAUGAAGAUGAAGACUGCAAUGCAUCCAGUGGCAGUGGCAGUGGCAACAAUGAAGUAAGCACAGAUCGUGAAGUAAGGACAGAUCGUAGCGAACCACCAUCUACGUCACUUGUCGUGUCCGAUAUCAACACACUAAAAGCCGUGGACAGCAGGAAAGUUGCAGUGGCACCAGCAGCUCAUUCGGCUACUGUAUCUGUUUUCUCAAUCGUGAGCAAUGGGUUGCUUGCUCUAUCACUGAGCUUAGCAUGUCUAAGCCAAAAGUUGGAUUGACCCAACUGGAUGCACCAGCCAUAAUGAACAACAGCACUUCGUUCCACUAUAGUAUUGAGCAGUCCGGCCCACUGGGCCGUUGCAAUGUUUGUAAAAAUAAUGAAAGCAGAAAGAAUUUUAUUUAUUGAUCACAGUCAUUUCUACUAUGACAUAAUUAUUAUUGUACCAACAGCAGUAUGCGUGUAUAAAUACACAGGUACCACAGGCUGUAUGGUCUCCUGCGUGCUAUAGCUAACUGAACUGAAAGCGUUCAUAAAUGCACAAUGCAAUGCUGGAAGUUCAGUUCUGCUGUUUUGCUUUGACUCUUGAAGAAGAGCCUUGAGAGCGUUGAGUAAAUUGUAACAUUUUGUCUAAGCCAGUUUUGAGCAGUACGAAUAAUUGUAUUAACCGCGCAUUUGAUUUGACGAAAUUGAUAACUUUCCCCGUUUUCAACCCCCUCAACCUUAUAAACUUGUUAUAAUUUUUCA